CAGACCCUCCGCCCCUAGAUCCGACUGGCAGCGCAGCCCCCCAACCUCGCACUGGUGUCGGAUGCGAGAGGUUGUGCUUAAGUGACUAAUAAACAUACCAAUAGAAUAUGGCUGCACGAAUACCAGAAUCUGAUCAGAUAAAACAGUUUAAGGAAUUUCUUGGAACCUACAAUAAACUUACAGAAACCUGCUUUUUGGAUUGCGUUAAAGACUUCACAACAAGAGAAGUAAAGCCUGAAGAGACCACCUGUUCUGAACAUUGCUUACAGAAAUAUUUAAAAAGGACACAAAGAAUAUCCAUGAGAUUUCAGGAAUAUCAUAUUCAGCAGAAUGAAGCCCUGGCAGCCAAAGCAGGACUUCUUGGCCAACCGCGAUAG
Messenger RNA from Zalophus californianus (California sea lion), 377 nucleotides. RefSeq names its product mitochondrial import inner membrane translocase subunit Tim9-like. The coding region runs from base 108 to 377 and encodes 89 amino acids. The record is from RefSeq and is a predicted model, not a curated record. The transcript is spliced from 2 exons. NCBI's taxonomy places the organism in Eukaryota, Metazoa, Chordata, Mammalia, Carnivora, Otariidae.